Molecule: messenger RNA, 1630 nt
Organism: Paramisgurnus dabryanus
Lineage: Eukaryota; Metazoa; Chordata; Actinopteri; Cypriniformes; Cobitidae
Source: RefSeq, a predicted model, not a curated record
GUCAUGUGACUUCCUACCAAACUCAGAUCUCUUCCUGAUACAGUAUGAAGACUCAUCUAAACAUGAUGCAAUCUUAACACACAGUAGGGGAGAAACAAAUGUUUGGAUGGAAGAGAAGUUUUAUUCUGGCUAAAAGAUCAUCUGAGGAAUAAGUAAAGAGAAUGUGAACAGGAUCAUGUCUACCACUGACAGCACAGAGUCUGCUCUUCACAAUCCUGUUCGCAGGAGAAGACGCAGCAAAGACCUUGAACCUCCUGUCAUGAGUAUUAUUCUGCUGGGAAAAGAUGUGUCAACAAACAGUCGAGUGGGAAACUUCAUGUUGGGAAGAUCAGCGUUUGAUAGUGAAGCUCCUCCAGAUGAUCAUCAGAUUGAGAGAGUCAGAGGAAAAGACAUGAUGAUCAUCAACUGUCCUCAUCUGCUCCAGCUGAACCUCUCAUAUCAUCAGAUCAUACAGACAGUGAGAGAGUGUGUGGAUCUGUCUCAUCCAGGACCUCAUCUCAUACUUAUCAUCUUUAAACCUGAUGAUUGUUCAAGAGAAGAUCAAGAGCAUGUGGACAUGAUCCUCAACUCUUUCUCUGAUAGUGUUUAUCAACACACACUGGUGCUCACAACACACGACUCAUACACUGAGGAACAAACUGAAGUCAAUGACAACAUAAAGGAAAUUAUAAAAAAAUGCUUCAAUAGACACUACAGACUGAAGAAAGACAGCACUGCUGCUCAGCUCAUAGAGACAUUUAGAGACAUUGUCAAAUCAAAUGAUGGCCGUUAUCUGAUUUGUGAUGUAUAUAAAGAUGCACAGAGUUUCACAAUGAAGCAGCAGACAGAUGAAAGAGAGAUGAGAGAUGAUGUGAGGAUUGUGCUGCUGGGUAAAACUGGAGUUGGAAAGAGUGCCACAGGAAACACAAUCUUAAACAGACAAGCAUUUAUAUCUGAAGUAUCUGUUGUAUCAGUGACCAACGAAUGUCAGAAAGAAACAGCUGAAGUCAACAACAGAUUGAUCACUGUGAUCGACACUCCAGGACUGUUUGAUACUGAAUGCAGUCAUGAAGAGAUCAAGAGAGAAAUGAUGAACUGUACCUCAAUGAUUCUGCCAGGACCUCAUGUGUUUAUUAUUGUGUUGAAUUUAACACAACGUUUUACUGAUGAGGAGUCAAGAUCAUUGAAGAUCAUUCAAGAGAUGUUUGGUGAAAACUCUUUAAUGUACACAAUGGUGCUCUUCACAAGAGGAGAUCAACUGAGAAACAAAACUAUCGAAGAGUGUUUGGGAAAACCUGGAUCUGUGAUAAGAAACCUGCUAGAAGAGUGUGGAAACAGAUAUCAUGUGUUCAAUAAUAAUCUGACUGAAGAUCAAACACAAGUUUCUCUUCUACUGGAGAAAAUAGAUGACAUGGUGAAAGCAAACGGAGGAAGUUACUACUCAUCUAAGAUAUUCAGAGAGAUGCAACAAGAAAAACUAAAGAGAAGAACAGCAGAGGAAUAUGAAAGAGAGAAAGAAGAGAAGAAGAAGAUCACCUCUCAGUCACUAUGUACUUUACAGGACCACCCCAGAAAGCCCGACCCAGUUUUCCAGCCUGUCAAGAAGUAUGUUGUGAUUGACAGUGUCAAAAGCAGCACUGAGGUCGAGUAG